Mytilus californianus (California mussel) is the source of this 3818-nucleotide messenger RNA. Its product is annotated as neuroplastin-like. The transcript is spliced from 5 exons. NCBI's taxonomy places the organism in Eukaryota, Metazoa, Mollusca, Bivalvia, Mytilida, Mytilidae. The record is from RefSeq and is a predicted model, not a curated record. The coding region runs from base 342 to 1175 and encodes 277 amino acids.
ACAUAGCCUGUGGUGUUUUAUAUUGGUCAGAUGUCAUCAAAAACACAUCAAUUGUCAUGUAUAAAAUACAAGUACAAUAAAUUGCACAUGCAAAUGUGCAAGUCUUAAGUGUGUAAAGUUUGAUGUACACAGACAAAAAAUUAUACUGAACAUUUCACAUCCGAAAAAAAACUGGAUUAGGGUUACCGCCCCUGAUUUGUGGAUUACCCGUUUGUUAUGUAGGAGAGAGAUAUAGUAAACUAAGCGGCCGGUCGAUAUCAUAUCAAAUAUAAACAUAGUGAGGAAGAACAGUUUGACGUCACUAAAUAAAUGUAGCUUUCUUAUCACUCAAUAAUACGAAGAUGUUUUACCAAUAUGAUGUUUUUGUAACAUUUGGAAUCUUGGCUAUAUCUCUGGUUUCAGGGGUUGAAAUUGAAGGUAUACGGCACCAGGGAAAGCGCACGUUUUUAGAAGGUGCAGGCAUUAAUUUGACAUGUAGUCAAAACACAGGUACAGAUAUGAGUAACAAACUGACGUUCUCGAUUCCAAGUGUAACUGACACAAAUUAUACCCAAACCAGGAGUUUUGAUAGCAAAACUGGAUUAAGUACACUAGUUAUAAGUAAAGACAAACUUGUUGAAGGGGACACUGGAACGUACACCUGCAAAUUUGAUGGUUCACAAGAACAAUCCGUAUCCAUUGAAGUGUUCCGAGAUACGAAAGAAAAUGAUCGAAAAAAUUUCCAGACAACCUCUAGUAUUUACACAGAAGGGGAAACACUAACACUGGUAUGUCCAGUAUUAAGUGCAUUAAUGGCUAAUGUCACAUGGUCAAGAGACAUUAGUCCCGCACUGGACAUGGUUGAACGGGCAAGUUAUUCUGUUUAUGGUAAAACAACAAAAAAUGGACAAUUAAAAAUAACAGACCUUAUACCAGAAGACAGGGGACAUUAUAUGUGUACAGCUAAAUGGUACUCCGGAGAAGCUACAUUCAAACACUUAGUUCGUGUGAAAAGUCGACUUGCACCUUUAUGGCCAGCCAUCGGCAUAAUAGCUGAAAUAAUAGCUUUAAUUUUGAUUAUCGUUCUUUGUGGCAGGAAGAAAAAGGACUCAGCACCAUUAUCACCACCUCCAUCUACCUCUGGGAGUAACGAGAAAGGAGGAAAUCGAAGAAAAUACGUCACAACAUCAACGUGAAUUAAUUUAUUUUUAAAUGACAAAAUAUUGGGAGGGUUUUUAAAGAAUUGGGAUACAGCUUUUUACUUUUAUAUUUGGUUACAAAGCUAUCAUUAAAAAACUGUACUAUUAUUAUACUUCAAUACUGUUAUUUAUUACAAAGCAAUAAUUAUAUAGCCACUGAGAUUUUCUUUAAAUGGUAUGAGUUUAAUAGACAUGUAAUAUGUACGUAAAAUCAUUUGAAUUGUAUGGAUAGGAGAAGCAAACUAUGGGUAAGCGAUAUUACACUUGAUAAAUACACCCACGAGAAUAUUGUCUGAUGUAUAUCCACGCAUAUCCUUUUUUCUUCAAUGACAUAAUUGAGGUACAGAUAAGUAAGAGGGAACGAGAACGAAAACCCCAAACAUUUUCAUGCAGCAUGUAUAUAUUUCCCCAGAACGAAGUUCUUCCAUUAAGGUUGAUAUAAGUAAAAUGACUUGUAACACUAAAUGUAGAGCUGAUAAUAUCUCAGGGUUUCUAUUGAAUGCUUUAUUCAUUUGAACAGCUAUGUUGUUACAAAGGAUAUCCUAGUAGAAAGAUCAACAUUAUUGGAUUUUUUAUUGAAUUACAUUCUUUUACUUUGCAAGUUGCCUGUGUGAAUAUUGCUUCUAUUCCAAUACACAGAAUGCAUAUUGAUUGUGAAAAGAAUUAACUAUCAUUGUACUGGAGAACAGUUACUUUACAUUAGGCUGUACAAAUUGAUUUAGAAUCUGUUGUAUAUACAUAUGUGUUUGUAGUGGAAAAAAAAUGCUAAUUGCAUCACAUAGUUUGUGAUUGGGUUGAUUGAGAGUGAAAUUUUAAUUUUAUUUCUUGUAUCAUGCUUACCCUUAUUACUGCUGAUGUUCAUCAUUGUAAGACGUAAACGUUUCUGUGCUGGAAGAGAAAGAAAAACACCAAUGUGUAAAUUGUAUCUUAAAUGUUUCAUUUUUUAUUAGGGAACUUUUUCAUCAUUGUAAAAACAAAAUUUUAAUUGGAUUUCUCAAAAUACUCAAGAAAUAUAUACGAAACAGUGGUCGUUUAAAUUUUUAGAACAUCAGUCGUUUCUACCAUAAACACGAGUAGCACUAUAAUUUUUAAAGAAUCCAAUUGGUAAUGUCGUGAGUAUUUUAUAUUAGUUAUCAAAAGUGGUAUUUCUUAUUAGCCAUUUUUUACAUACUGUUGAAAUUUUAGAAUAAUCUUUUUAAGAAAAAAAAUCACGCUGCUAUUGUUUUAACUUGAUAAAAUUGAUUGUUGACAUUUAGAGACAUUUUCACCGUUUUGUUUACUUGCUUUUAUCUUCCAUAAUUUGAAGGAUAGGCGUAAAACGUAUGUAAACAAGAAUGGGACAUAUAAACACACAGAUUAAUGCAGACUACGAGCUGCUUGUAAACUAACUCAGAAAAUAAAACAGCCCAUUUUUCUCAUGUUAGUAUCCUUUACAUAGUGUUUAUACAUUGGAUUAUUUUUUAAAGAUGGAUUUAGUAUAAGUCUGCACGAUUUAUGGGACAUGACCAACGUCUUGUUAUAGAUUUCUAGAGAAGCGUCUGUUACUAAUACAAAAGAGGUCAGAUGUUAACAUAUAUGAAAAAUCAAUAUAACAACUGUUUGUCUUUGUACAAAUUAUUGUUUGUUAUCAUUGUGCAAAUCACAUGAGGUCAACAUAGUUUAGACCUAACACGUGUAGAACGUAAUGUAAUAUAAAUUUUAUACUAAAGUUAUCUUUCCUAUUGCAGAAAUUCUUACUGUCAGCAUUAAUGUUAUUUAACUAUUUUGUUUGUGUCAAAUGUGUUUACUCUGACUGUGAAUGAAAGAACCUUGUCAUGUUUAUUUGAUGUUUUUGGGGAUAUUAGCUGUUGGCAUACAAAAUACAUGGAGUAAACUUUUUAUUCAUUUGCACUUCAUUUCUAUUUUUUAAGUAUGAAACCUGCUGUAAUUUUAUUAAUUUUAAUAUUUUUGAAACCUCUAUUUGAGCAACUUCUAUUUCACUUAUAUAUCAUACUAAUCUGACAUAUUUAUAUUUACUAGUAUUGCAAUUUUAAUUUGUGAUGGGACAUCUUUUUUACAUUAGAGUUAUCUCCCUUUUACCAGAAAUAAAAAAUGUUAUAGCAAAAACCUCUCGUGUAUUUCUAAGCGACAUACAGGAUAAGAACUGUGAUUAUUUAACCUUUUAAAAGACAGCAAAUAACAGUUAAAAUAUAAGAAAAUAUGACAAAUAAUCUAGUUAGAAAUUUUUAUUGGAAUGUGUUUUGGUAAAUAAAAAUAUAUGGUAACGUAUUUGAAUACAAGCAUUUUGCAUUUGCCCGCAAUUACAGAGGUUUUCCUGAAACAUGUUGACGUCACAAGAGAAAUUGCUUGACGUCAAAGUUUACAGAUUAUGUCCUUCCAUUAUUUUAGGUCAAUUUUUGCAUACUGACUCGUUUCAAGUUUAUGCACGUCAGAUGUGUGUUGAAACAUUUUACAUUUGUCAUUUGUUUUUUAUUUCAAUAUCGAAGAAAGGAUGCAACAUGUUUUAGCUUUAUUGUUAGGAAUUUUAUUAUAAAUAGUUGUUUUUAUUGUAAGAAAUGUUUGUAUAUGCAUUUACCCGUUUUGAUUGUAAAAUAGACUAAUACCGUUUUUAUUUCUGAAAAUAAAUUUAAAGAAAUUUUA